UGUUUUUCAAGUAUGUGCCCAAAACAGUCUGUGCACCUUUCAACCAGAUUGCAACACAUGCGUAAACAAAUCAGGAGUCAGUGUCCCUCUGGACUACCAUAAAUGUACUGUCCUCAAAAUGCAGCAAUAAGACCCAGCUGGUUUAGAGUCCCUGGUAGUAGAUGUUGUGAGCCAUGAUGGGGUUUGUUCAGGUUGCUGUGUUUGUGCUCGGACUCCUGUCUGUUGGACACUCGGCUCCUGUGACGAGCUGUGAGACACUGACCCAACAGCUGGAUGUCCCAACGAUAGACCCGUUGUUGGGAAAAUGGAUAUACCAAGCGGAUGUGACAACUGUACCAGGAUCCAAACUGCUGACAAAGCUGCUUGUGAAGAACGUGUGGGCGGAAGUCACUAAGGCUAACGAGAGCAACUCUAUCAACACUUUUCAUGCCCAGAGAACGUUGGGCCGCUGCUUCUCUCUGAAUAUAAAGCAAACGCUGAAAAACAACACUCUCUUUAUGUCGUAUCCUUACGAAGCCUCUCAAAUCCUGUUGAAGACUAGCUGCCCCGACUGCUUAGUUUUCCUGGGAAACUUUAGUAUGAGAGGAAACAGCUACAGAGGUCUUCAGCUCAUCAGCAGAAGACGUACGCUGACUCCUGCUGAAGUUGAGGAGUUUAAGAAGCAGGCAGAGUGUCUGAACUUACCAGCACCUGUUUUCAUAGAUGCGGAAACUGAUCUUUGUCCAGAUGGGUCUGUCACCCAAGACACAGAGAGUGAGACCACUGACCUAACCAGCUUGAUCACUCGUGAAGCAAUUAAUGAGACUUUCACAUUAUUUGACACGAUUACAUCCAGCCAAGACAAGCUGCAGGAGUUUGUCAAACUUCUCUCCAGUGCCAUAAUUCCUGCUUAAGAAAACAGACAAUAUUAAAAAUGUCAUGCAUUGUGAAGAUGCAAUACUGCCAAUAA
Sphaeramia orbicularis (orbiculate cardinalfish) is the source of this 949-nucleotide messenger RNA. RefSeq lists its product as uncharacterized. The record is from RefSeq and is a predicted model, not a curated record. The transcript is spliced from 6 exons. Bases 174 to 893 code for a protein of 239 amino acids. NCBI's taxonomy places the organism in Eukaryota, Metazoa, Chordata, Actinopteri, Kurtiformes, Apogonidae.